CAACUCACAAUCACAUACACCGAUGGCCGUACGAAAGACACGCUCAAAACGCCCUACACGCAGCUCGGACAACCGAAGAGUUGGUCUCCGUACCGUCCAAGCAGAGAGACUGUCGGAGCCGCCGGUCGCUCACCCCCAAGCGCCACCGCGGAUCUCGUGGGCGGACACCCUCGCCGCGUUAGAAAAAGAGCCCAUGGCAUCUCAAAUUCAACGGCAUAAACAAUGGAAACGAGAUGGGUCGAUCCACGAAACAUACUGUCGUGUUUGCUUCCGCGAGAAGAACCUGGAGCCAUGUCUGACCUGUCCACUGGUAUUCCACACCGAGUGUCUGCCGACCGGUUGGAUACGAGACACCGACCACCACGUGUUCUGCUCUGUCUGUGUCCGGCGCGAGUGGCAUAUCUCUCCUCCGACAUUGACACCUCCUGCCUCACCGCGACUGACGGGGGUAGAGACGUCUGAUGCAGCGCCCGUCGCCUCCCCUGCGCUCCACCACAACACUCUAUCUUCUACGCCGUUGCAUUAUACCGAUCUAACUAAUGGCAAACCGCCCAUCGUCUCCCCACUCCCCAGACACGGCGUCUUACCCCCACCCAACCCAGCCAACGACAACAUUAUCGCCUCAACCCAGAUUCCCGCGCCACACCCCGACCCAUCCCCCCCGCCAGCCCGCCGCAACCGCAAGUCCCGGUACACGAACCUCCCCGCCGACGUCGACGCCUCGCUGAACGUCCUCUACCGCGAGCUGGAGUCGAACGCGUCGCUGCGGCUCGAGAACGAGGACCUGCGCGAGGAGAAUCUGCGGUGCCAGCAGAUCAUCCAGAUCCGGGAUCUGAGCCUGACGGCGCUGCGGCGCGAGCUGGAGUAUCGCCGGUCGUCGGAGCAGGAAAUGGAGACGCUGCGCACGACGGCGGCGCAGCUCGAGAGCGCGAGGAAGGAAGUGCAGGAGCUACGGGCGCGGAAUGAGGCCCUGGAGACGGAGCUGGAGAGGUCGAGGCAGGAGGCGGCUGAGGCGAAGGAGAUGGUGAUUGAUUGGAAGGCGAAAUUGUCUACGCUGUUGGGGAGUUGACUUCAUACGAAAAUCACUAGGAUGUAUUAUGCGGUUGAGCGUCUGAAUUUGUAUAUCUAGACAUGUUCUUGGUUCACUGGGGAUAUCGCCG
Molecule: messenger RNA, 1160 nt
Organism: Aspergillus japonicus CBS 114.51
Lineage: Eukaryota; Fungi; Ascomycota; Eurotiomycetes; Eurotiales; Aspergillaceae
Exons: 2
Coding region: 23-1069 (348 amino acids)
Source: RefSeq, a predicted model, not a curated record